AGCAACUUUGCCCCCUUCGAUGUCGGCGGCCCUGUGCAUGGACAGUGCCCCGCAGCCGCGGCGAGCGGCGAGCACCAGGGCAACUUAUGCCGCCUUCAUCACCUUUGGCCUCGGCAGCUGGAUCUCCAUCAAUAGCAUCUUCGUGCAGUCCUCCUUCUUGGUGUAUCACCUGCCCGAGCAUUGGGCCUUGACCACCUGGAUCGUGGUGGCUCUACAGUUGGCCAACUUCUGCGUAAUGCUGGUCUUGCGACCCUUGGUGAAGCGCCCUGCGCCAGCUUGGGCUCUGCUGAGCAGCAUGCUGCUGCUGUUGGGCUUCGGUGCCUGUGUCGCGUUGGCCGCCGGCGUCUACCGAAGCACCGCAUGGCUUUUCGGCCUGGAAACCUGGAAAAUCAUCGUUCACGAAAUGGUCCGCACUGAACGUUCCGCGGGACUUUUGGCCAUGACCUUCGUGGCAGGUGUCGCGAGUUGCGGCAGUUCUUUGGUUUUCUAUCCUUUGGCAGCCCAUUUCCCAAGGCGCUACACCACUGCCCUGGCGAUCGGGGAAGGCUUGAGUGGCUCCAUUGCGGGGGUGCUGGGCAUGCUGCAGAACGCUGGCGGCGCGCCGCAGAGUUUCGCCAUGGCCUUCGGUCUGGCUGCGGUGCUGUGUGUCGUUUCUGCGCUGGGGCUUAUGUUCAUCCAUCGCCAGCGCAGCACGAAGCUGGAAGAUGAUGCUCCAUCGUCACCUCUGGCAGCCGACCAGGGCUCCCAGGGCUCCGUUUCGGCCGGAGUCUCUCCGGGCUACGCCGGCUUCGUGGCCCUUUUCCUGGGAGCCGCUUUGAACUUCGGCCUUCUGCCAUCCUUGAACCCCAUCGCAUGUUCUCACUACAGAGACUCUCAAACAGUCUUGCUGUGGAGCAAUGCGGUGAUUUAUGGUUUUGAUCCCAUUAGCCGCCUCAUGACCGCGUGCACCAGCUUCAGGCUCUGCCAAGCCCAAAGCGACGCCAAGCACCUCAACGUUUUGACGUCUCUCUUUAGCCUGGCUGCGCUGGUGGUGGUGCUGUUGGCCAAAUGGCCAAAGGCGUUGGCCACCUUUGAUCAACGCUGGGUUGUCCCCAUGGCCAACGUUGUCUUUGCGACCUGCUUCGGCUACGCGCGCACCAUGGCCUUUCUGGUCUUGAAGGACGCUCCCAAUGCCGCACGGCUCUACUGGAUUGCUGGAAUGGUGCUACAAGCUGGCAGCUUUUGUGGCAGCGUCGCAUCCUUGCUGCUGGUGGAAGUCUUGAAAGUCUUCUGACGAAAAGAUUUAAGUGGGCAACUCUAC
Molecule: messenger RNA, 1300 nt
Organism: Cladocopium goreaui
Lineage: Eukaryota; Dinophyceae; Suessiales; Symbiodiniaceae
Source: the annotation of a GenBank genome assembly